Guillardia theta CCMP2712 is the source of this 1260-nucleotide messenger RNA. RefSeq lists its product as hypothetical. Lineage: Eukaryota; Cryptophyceae; Pyrenomonadales; Geminigeraceae. The transcript has 3 exons. The record is from RefSeq and is a predicted model, not a curated record. Bases 1 to 1260 code for a protein of 419 amino acids.
AUGAUAAAGACAGCUAUCUUUUGGGCCGUUAUCGGUAUUGCAGCCUACAUUUGGAUGGUCGAUAUGGUUGAACGGUUUUCCGAAUCCAAGGACAAGAGCAUCUUCAACAUUGUGGAUGUUAUCAAGGAGACCAACAAGUUCGUGCAGAAUGGCUGGGUCGCAAGGAUCAUCAAGCGACCGAUGCAUUACUUGUUCUGCCAUGUACAGAUCAUGGAAACAUUGGAACUUUACACCUAUACUAUCUAUUGGUUGGUGCACAAGACCGUCAUCACGAGUGUUAUGUUUGCAAGAGGAUGGUCACACCUUGCGACGGUGCAGACGGGUGUCAUCUUCUGCAUGAUCGUAUUCUUCACGGUAUGUCUCCCUUUCGAUAUGGAGUUCGACAUAACACACAUUGAUAUCAAUCUAAGAAUGACAAGGUAUAUUGCAUUCGAGAUUAUCUUGAACUUUGCGUUGAUCUUUGGAACUCAAUUCCUUCCAGAGUACGAAUGUAAUUCGUUUUUGAGUAUCAAUAUCUACAACUACAUAUUCUUCUCGAAUCUGGGCAAUACCAUGAUACUGCUCUGUCUCCACUGUCUCGUAAUGAUACUAUUCGACUUGUAUGUCAAUGGUUACGGCGUCAAGAUUGCAAGCAUGAAACAAACGCAAAUUCUUUUGGAUCAAUUGCACGGUAACAUCAAAAGAAAUAAUGCUUCACUCGCUGCUUUUUCUUCAUUGGGUGAUAUACCUGACGAUGUUCAUGAGUCGAUCAAGCAUUUGACUGCAUACAUCCAAUCGGAGAAACAAAAAUUGGACGUGGUACAGCAAUCUCUCGACGAAAUUAUCAUACACGUACAAUUCACGCUUGUUAUGAUUCAUCUGGCGACCAUGUUCUACCUGUUAUCAACCUACUUCACUCAGCCGAAUAAUCACAACCAGAAGCAGGUGCAGCAGCAGCAGGAGGAGGAGCAGCAGCAGGAGGUGCAGCAGGAGCAGGAGGUGCAGAUCACGUUCAUUUCCACCCUGGUGCACAUGGCAUUGUUCGUGGCGACUAUUCUGAUUUCGCCACGCGCUCAGCGUCCCUAUCUUAUUCUCAUGUCUGUUGUCACCACUGUGAUCAAACCUUACCUGCAAGAAACGAUUCCUCCGUCACAUGGAAAGGUGUGCCACAUGAAUCCUAAAUAUAUCGAUAUUUUCAAGACUAAACAAGGCGGAUCAGCCGUAAGAAUCUUGUAUGGCAUACAGAUCAUCGUGGCCGUCUACUUAUACUGGAUUUUCUGA